Tuber melanosporum (Perigord truffle) is the source of this 3508-nucleotide messenger RNA. RefSeq lists its product as uncharacterized. Bases 385 to 2649 code for a protein of 754 amino acids. The transcript has 3 exons. The record is from RefSeq and is a predicted model, not a curated record. NCBI's taxonomy places the organism in Eukaryota, Fungi, Ascomycota, Pezizomycetes, Pezizales, Tuberaceae.
AGCUUUUCCUCACUCUCUUGCUCUGUCCACCUGUCUUCCCACGCUCGCUUUCUUCCUCCACCCCUCCAAUCUUCCCUUAUUCACCCCUCUCUCUCAUCCGUCUUACCCAACUCUAGUCAUUGCUCUGACACUCACUCUCGGUAUCUAUUGCACCCUCUCUCGCUUCGCACCGCACCGCACCGCACACCACACAACCCACCCCACUACCUGUCAUUCCCCAGUGGCCCUUGGCUGGAGUGCGAGGGCGGGUUCUUGCGGAGAGGGAACAGGGCUCAACGAAACCCUCAUCCCUCUCACUGCUUACUUUCCCGGCUUCGUUGGCUCGUAGAAAGGCCUGCCAGAUCGACUACCGUUUACUUUUCGGGAUAAAAAAAAAAAAAAGUCAUGCCUGGAUUCACAAUCUCUGACGGCGGUGUCACGCUGGGUACUGCUCCCCCAACUGUAGGCAACGGGAAGGGUGCAACUGUGGUGCAUGGGCAACAGGUCAUGAGGAUCGCUUUUGGCGGGAGCAAUGUCCUGGAGGAAGUGCUCAAGCAUGAGGCCGACCUGAAGAUAACCUUCGGGAAGUCCAUGAGGCUAUCCUAUGGUGACCAAAUAAUGGAGAUCCUAUCUACCAUUGAGUCCAGCCGGCAUGAAUUGUAUCGGGCCGAACAGGCUUCUUUGGGGGGUGAGUUGGACUUUGCCGGAACCUUCACACAUCAACUUGAGGUCCGAGAACUAUACGCGGAUACCCCCGAUGAGAGCCUUCGCGCUCUGGAGGAGUCGUAUCGCCGGAUUAACCAGGAGAAGGAGGCUUCUACAACUGUGGUUGUAGAUAGUGCUUCGAUGCCACCUGCGGUGUCCGGAAGGCGUGCCGCUUACAUGAAAAAGCCAGCGGCCACGGGGAGAGGAAAGAAUGCACGGAAACCUGUGACGCAGCCGAGGUCUCAUCCAAGCACGCCACACACGAGAGCUGGAAAAUCACCAGCCCUCAGUGAGGCUGAUGCGGCUGCUCAUUCCGCCAUGAUCAAUGCGAAAUUGGAGGCAUUGAGGGUUCCUUUAAUACAUUUGCUCGCCAUGGGCCCCGAUUCGGAGCAGAAUCUUGCGUCCAGGACAAGGGUCUCUGAGGAUGUAUGUCUGCGAAUACUACAGAAGGUUGGAUAUAGGAAUUCGAAGCUGUGGGAGCUGGUGGAUGAUGUCUACAAGGAUCUCGAUAUCUGGGAAUUUCCAUACCCGUCACAAGCGAAUCGAGAGGUAGCUAUAUCGAAUUGUAGAGCGGCUUUUAACAGGCUGCUGUUACCGCGGGAAGCGCCCGAGUGGCAGAAGACAUUAGCACCUGAAGAUAGAGGGAAGGUCGAUCCAUGUCCGCCGGCCCCGCAGUCAACCAGGCCAGCGAAGCCUGUGCCCCCGCCAAGCAUAAAAGUUACUGGAGACGCCGCAGAGCCGUCGCAAGUCUCACCAACCGGGAAGAAGCCGAGCGGUGGUGAGCCGAUGAGUAGAUCUAAUUCACAGACUGCUCCGGCGACAAAACCGGCUACGAAGGCAGGGCAAAAGGAUGCCAUUUCCCGGAUAAUAGGCAAGAAGGGCACGAAAAAGGCUGCGGCACCCAAGGCUAAAGCAGCCACUGUGAAAGCUCCAAAGUCGGCCAACACCAAGGCUACCAAGGCUGCAGCUGCAAAAGAAGCUUGCGCCACAGGUGCGAAUUCGAAAAUUAAGUCUGCAGAGAGGGUGGAAGAUUCCGACGAGGAUAUUGAGAUGGUGGAUGUGAAGCUAUCACCCGCUAAGCCGGUUGAGAAAAAGACUACUCUGGCAACAAGGCCAGCUCCCAGCCCAAUGUCUAAGGCUCCGUCAAUAGCAUCCGCUCCAGCCUCGGAUUUGGAGGCGGAGGAAGCAAGGCUGAAGCCCAAAAAAGCCUUGUCUAACAAAGUGCAGAAAUCCCCUGUCAAGAGAGCCAGGAAAAUCGUACCUCCGAAGUCGUCCAACACCGCCACGAAGGCAAAUGGGUACAAAGUUGCACCUACAUCGAAUGCGAGUGCCAAUUCACUUUCGUCGAAGGAGCAGAUCGUCCGACGUAGCUCGAGCUAUUCUCCGCCCAAACCCUCGCCUCUGGGGUCAUCGCCGCCGGUCAAUGCAUCGGACAUGGGUGGUACAACGGCCGCUUCCUCACCUUCUCUCUUAACGCCGAGCAUGAGAACGGCAACACCUGGUCGGUCACCGCUGGGUUCGGUCGCGCACCCUGCGAAGGCAAAACCGCGCUACAUCCCGAAUAGCUCUCCGCCAUUAAAGAGAAAGGCCACUUUGGCGGCAGACCGUGACCGUGAGGAUGGUUACUCACGACCGAAUGGAAGAUCGAUCGACCGGGAAAGAGAGAGGGAGCGGGACCGAGACCAGGACCGCGAACGUGAGCAUGAGAGGCCAAGCACUAGCACAUCCACCUCCUCGAGUACCAGCAGCAACAAACGCCGGAACAUCGCCCCGGACAUCCCGACAAUUCAACUAGCCCGCAAGUUCAAAGAGGACUACGCCCGAUAUGAGAGGUUACACAGAGAAGUCCAAGCUAUCACGGACUCCUUCAAGAAGAAGGAAAAGCUAGACGCUGUGCUGAAAAUGCACAGCGAUCUGAAAAAGAUGAAGGCGACCAUUACGCAUGCUGCAUCCGUCGUACACUGAACAAAGUAUAAGCCUAAUCAUGGCCGUUGUUCCGAGUUUCAUUCCCCCCGCCGCCGCUAUCUAUCUUCACUUUACGAAUUCUGGGUGCCCUGCGCUUUUUGCCCACCGGGGUAUGCUCUCCUCGACAACAAUCUAAUAUAAAUCACCCACCCUUACCACCCAUAAAACGAAACCUCCAGUUUCUUGUCGCUAUUGAGUUACGAUAACGUCAUCUUAUCCAUCCCUUUAUUUAUUCCUCCUUCCUUCUUCCUUCUUCACAUAUUACCAUUCAUCGUCAUCAUUGUCAUGGCCAACACGGAGUUAUCGUUUGUUCAAUUCAAUACAAUUAUCAUUAGCACUCUACUUUUCUAUCUAUAUAUGUUCCUCUUGUUGACCUUUUUUACACCGAUCAUACAAGUAUGGCUAUUCACUGUUUUUUUUUUCUUUGUCAAAUUUCUUCAAUUUGUGCAUGGGGUGUCUUGCCUUGCCUUUUUCUCUUUUUCUACUCGACCGUUCAUUAUUUGUUCACUUGACUAACCUCUUUCGAUGUCUGUGUGUGUUUUACUUUCUGCGUCUAUCUCGUACGUCUGAGUCUGAACAACAAAAAAAAAAGGAGUUUAGUGUCUGUCUUGGCUAGUUUAUUUUUUAUAUUUUUUUAUAUUUGUUGUUCUUGGAAGCUCACUUAUUCUGGUUUGCUUACUACAUGACGUGUUUGGCGGGGAAAAACUGUGGUGGGGGUGGAGGGCGUAAUGAAUGAAUGAAUGAGAAUGAAUUGGGUUUGGAUUGAAAGGAUGGAAUGGGGUGUGGAGAGUAAGGUACCGGUAGAUGAACCAGCACGAUCGGUAUAAUUGGAGCACGGAAUUGAGGGAUUUUGUGUGCA